GGAAAACUCGGUGUAUUUCGUUUAUGUUUAUUGGUUUCUCUGUCAGGGGAAUCUCACAAAACUGAAAACGCAAAUGUUCUCUUUGUCCACAUGAAAGGAAGAGGGAGAAGAAAGAAUCGAAUUCUGAGUGUCUCUCUCUUUCUCUCUCUAAUCUGAAUGUUAUUCUUCAAUGGAUUACAGCAGAUGGACUGAAAUGCAAUAUCCUCAACCUACAAACCCUAAUCCAUCAUCGACAGACCCUUAUGCUAGAUUAUACGAUGCAGACCAGUCUUUCUCCUACGCGCAUUACCCCUACAAUCCGCACCAAACCCAUUCACUUAACUUGACAGACCCUCAGACGCUUCUGAAAAAUCACGAAUUUUCGUCUACCCAGUACGAAGUUGGCCCUGAACCUGGCCUUCGUCCUCCAGGAAUCGACUCCUCCUAUGCUUCCAUUAAUCCGUACCAUCCUCCUCCUCCUACCCAUCUUGGUUUGGAAGGCCAGGCAUCCGUCACGUAUGGUCACCAUGCGGUUCAGAUGGGUGCAUUGACAGCUGCAGCUUAUUAUCAAGAAACAAGUGCUGCCGUGCCGAAUUGGGCUGCCAAAGAGGCUGUUCGGCAGUUUGGCGUGGAUCCUGUCAGCUACGCCGCUGCUGGGUUAAGACCAACUAACUGGACAGAGCCACUGCGUGCAGAAAAUCACAAUCCCUUUGGUUGGAGCAAGCCAAAGACGCGUCCUGCUUUGAAUGGCACGUGGAAGAAGGGUAUAAAGAAAACCAAAGUUGUGCAAUCCGCAUGGUGUGAAAUCUGCAAGGUCGACUGUAACACCAAGGAUGUGUUGGACAAACACAAACUGGGAAAGAAGCACAAGAAGAACCUCGAGAAACUGCAACAAUCAAAGAAGGAAACCAAUGCCCCAGUGGCUACAGCAACACCGGCAGCAAAGGAUCCUGGGAAAAAAGACAACCAAGCAGCUUACAAGGGCAAGACUCUCAGUGUGCAACUCUGUAGAAAGAAGGGAGCGCCAUAUUUGGAGACCGGGGAGGAUCUGGAGACAAAAAGGAGGAAAGUAGUGGAAGGUGGGGCAGCAGCUGAUGCAGUGAGGGUAUGCACUGUAUGCAAUGUGGUAUGUAAUAGCCAGACGGUCUUCGAUUACCAUCUGGCAGGGCAAAAGCAUGCUAAUCUGGUGAAGAAACAGGGACUAUAGUUGGAACAGUGAAUCCUGAUCCUGGAAUGGUUACUGCUGCCUAGUAGAUGAACUGCCCUGAAAGGGAAGGAAAGGAAAAAAAAUAUGAAUGCCAUUAUUAUAGUUAUUGUCAUAGACUAGUUCUUUUUGUUUAUUUUGGAAGUUUAAUUAGGUUAUCUUGUUUGAGUCUUCCAUAUGGGUCUCUUUCGGUGAAAGAUAAUGUAACUCAAAAAGUCUUCAAAUUCAUCACUAUGAAGUAUGAACCUCCCUUUUCAUAAGAGAGGAGCAGGCGUGCAGCUCCGGUGAUUUCGAGAAAGAGACUUGGGUUUGUGACAUUAUUAUUAGGGAAAAAGAAGCUUGAAGACAGU
This is a messenger RNA of Macadamia integrifolia, 1533 nucleotides long. RefSeq names its product zinc finger RNA-binding protein-like. Gene Ontology annotation, molecular function: nucleic acid binding; zinc ion binding. The transcript is spliced from 2 exons. The record is from RefSeq and is a predicted model, not a curated record. Bases 170 to 1186 code for a protein of 338 amino acids. NCBI's taxonomy places the organism in Eukaryota, Viridiplantae, Streptophyta, Magnoliopsida, Proteales, Proteaceae.